AAGAUCCCAAGUCAUAUUUUGUAAACAAACCAUUGAUCAAGAUCCGUGAUGGAGUUUAUGGCCACUGUGCUUGUGUUGAUGUUUAGUGCCUUUCUAUUUGUAUACUUCCAAGCAGAACCAUGGAUGUUGGUACAAAUUUUGGUCAAAGCACUGCUUUUGUUGGCCUGUCUGACUUUUGUGAUACAGUUUGUAGGAAAAAGAAUGUGGAUUAUGUUCUCACACUACAGGUCACAGCCUACCAAACAUGAACCAAAUGAUAAUGCACAUAGAAAAGAACAAGAGGUCUGCAGAGAAAAGAUACAGAAAGACUUUCAAAUAAAGACAGAGGCAUAUAAAGAAAAGAUACUGAUACCUAGAGAGGAGGCAAAGAAAAAACAAAAGGAAGAAGAACAUUAUAGAUUUCUGGGACCAGCUUGGAAAGGAAAAGGUGAAGCAUUGGGAGGAGAGGUACAAGAUUCUAAUGAACAAACAACUGAAGUUAGAUUCCGUAGACUUGAAGAAAAUAUAAAUGAAGAAUACUUGGAGCAAGUUAGACAAGAACAAGAGAGAGAAGCUAAAAGGAAACAAAGAAAGAAAAUAAUUCUUCCUGAAGAGCCUGAGGAAAAUGAUCCAGACAGUUUACAGAUUGUUUUAAGAUCACCAUUAGGACAAAAUCAUACUCGGAGAUUUUUGUAUUCUAAUACACUUCAGGUCAUUCUAGACUACAUUACAACACUAGGGUUCAACCAGAGACAAUAUACCUUGUGUACAACUUAUCCUCGACAAGCACUUUCUGAUCAAAGGGAACUAACUCUGAGUGAAUUAAAGUUUACCAAACGCACAACAUUAAAUAUUGAAGAAAUAUUGUAAUGAUUUUUGAUUGUAUGAAUAUUUUGAAAUCUGUACAACUGU
This is a messenger RNA of Mytilus trossulus (common blue mussel), 891 nucleotides long. RefSeq names its product UBX domain-containing protein 8-like. The transcript has 7 exons. Lineage: Eukaryota; Metazoa; Mollusca; Bivalvia; Mytilida; Mytilidae. The record is from RefSeq and is a predicted model, not a curated record. Bases 49 to 849 code for a protein of 266 amino acids. Gene Ontology annotation, molecular function: ubiquitin binding. Gene Ontology annotation, cellular component: endoplasmic reticulum.